Molecule: messenger RNA, 1149 nt
Organism: Exophiala dermatitidis NIH/UT8656
Lineage: Eukaryota; Fungi; Ascomycota; Eurotiomycetes; Chaetothyriales; Herpotrichiellaceae
Product: actin-like protein
Exons: 2
Coding region: 1-1149 (382 amino acids)
Source: RefSeq, a predicted model, not a curated record
AUGGCCGACGGGGGCAGUCUACAUAACGUCCCCAUAGUGCUAGACAACGGAAGUGGCACGAUUCGCGCUGGCUUUGCUGGAACCGAUUUGCCAGCUGCCUACUUUCCUUCAUAUGUCGGCCGUCCGAAGCAUGUUCGUGCCCUUGCCGGGGCCCUUGAAGGAGAUGUCUUCAUCGGACCAAAAGCGCAGGAAUUACGUGGCUUGUUGAAAAUCAGAUACCCCCUUGAGCAUGGAGUUGUCACCGACUGGGAUGAUAUGGAAAAGAUAUGGACCUACGUUUAUGACCAGGAGCUAAAGACUUUGAGCGAAGAGCAUCCUGUCCUGCUCACCGAACCACCCCUGAACCCCAGACAAAAUCGAGACAUGGCCGCCCAAAUCUUGUUCGAGCAAUUCAAUGUGCCUGCCGUGUACAUGUCCAUCCAAGCAGUCCUCAGCCUGUACGCCAGUGGUCGAACUACAGGCAUCGUGCUCGACAGUGGCGAUGGGGUCAGUCAUGCGGUCCCUGUCUACGAGGGAUUCGCCAUUCCAAGUAGUAUACGAAGGAUUGAUGUUGCAGGAAGAGACAUCACCGAACACAUGCAGCUGCUGCUUAGGAAGAAUGGGCAUGUCUUCCACACUAGUGCCGAGAAGGAAAUAGUGAGGAUCAUGAAAGAGAAAACGGCGUACGUGGCAUUGGAUCCACGGAAAGAGGAGAAGGACUGGUCCCAAGGGAUCUGGAAGAAUGAAAAACGAGAUAUUGAAUACCCGCUGCCCGACGGGAGGAAAAUCAAACUUGGAGCAGAACGGUUCCGAGCCCCAGAAAUCUUGUUCGAGCCCGAACUGAUCGGGUUGGAGUAUCAGGGGGUCCAUCAGAUGGUGGUUGAUGCGAUCAGCCGCACAGACAUGGAUCUGCGAAAGAACCUCUUUGGCAAUGUUGUCCUGAGCGGUGGUACGACGCUAUGUAAAGGCUUUCCAGACCGACUCCUGUAUGAAAUGCAGAGAUUGGCCGUCAAGGACAUGCGCAUCAAGAUAUUCGCACCUCCCGAGCGCAAAUACAGUACCUGGAUUGGCGGAAGCAUUCUCGCGGGCUUGAGCACAUUCCGAAAGAUGUGGGUGAGCAUUGACGACUGGCAUGAGAAUCCGGACAUCAUCCACAGUAAAUUCACCUGA